AUGUCAGAUCAACACAUUGUAAAUCAUCAACAUGUAAUUCCACACAUAAUAACACAGCAAUGUAACCGUUGUUGUUGUCCAGACGCGUCGCGGGCGCUGCCUGACUUCCCAGAGUUGGAUCUGCAGGACAGACCUCUUCCUGAUGGGAUCGUUCCAGAACACAUCGCAGCCUUCCAACAGCUCUACAGGGAACACUGUGAGGCCAUUCUGGAUGUGAUGGUGAACCUGCAGUUCACUCUGGUGGAGACUCUGUGGAAAACCUUCUGGAGGUUCAGCGAGAGCAUCGACGCAGACACACUCAGCGUUCAUGGUGAGUCAGAGGAGCGUCUACCUAAGUGGUACCUGGUGGUGCUGUGUAAGUACCAGCCAGUUGUUCACUGGACCAGAGACUGUGACAACACACUGUACCAGACCCUGGUGGAGAUCCUCAUCCCCGACGUAUUACGACCCAUCCCCAGUGCCUUAACUCAAGCCAUCCGUAACUUUGCCAAGAGUCUAGAGAGCUGGCUGACAAGCGCCAUGAUGAACAUACCAGAGGAGAUGGUUCGCAUGAAGGUGAUGUGUGCGGGGGCGUUUGCCCAGACGCUGCGUCGCUACACCAGUCUAAACCACCUGGCCCAGGCAGCCAGGGCCGUCCUCCAGAACACCGCCCAGAUCAAUCAGAUGCUGAGUGACCUCAACAGAGUUGACUUCACUAACGUGCAGGAACAGGCGUCGUGGGUGUGUGGUUGUGAGGAUGCUGUGAUCCAGAGGUUGGAGCAGGACUUCAAGCAGACGUUACAACAACAUAACUCUCUGGAGCAGUGGGCUGCCUGGCUGGACGGCGUGGUCUCCCAGGUCCUAAAGCCCUACCCACACAGCCCUGCAGCCUUCCCUCAGGCUGCCAAGCUCUUCCUGCUGCGGUGGAGCUUCUACAGUUCUAUGGUGAUUAGAGACCUGACUCUGCGUAGUGCUGCCAGCUUCGGAUCCUUCCACCUGAUCAGACUGCUGUAUGAUGAGUACAUGUAUUACCUGAUAGAACACAGAGUGGCCCAGGCUAAAGGAGAGACACCCAUCGCUGUCAUGGGAGAGUUUGCCAGUGUGGGCAGGAGUCUGAACUGUCAGGACCCUGAUAAAGAUGAGGAAGAGGAUGAGGAGGAGAGUGAUGAAGAGGGGGUAGAGAUGACCGUGCCGUCUAACUCCGCUGGUCUGGGAGAGGGGGAGGAGUCCCUGGAGCCGCCCGUCAAGCUAGCCAGGACUGACCCCCGGGGACUGUUCAAUACCACACACACAGAGUGACUCACACACACCCAACACGCACGCACACUGACAACUGAAACACACGCUCUCGACUUAGCCGUUGGCUAACAUGACACACACACACACACACACCCUCAACAACACACUCAUCCUUUGCCUUAAUGAUAGUUUGCUAUGAGCCCAUUUGUGAUCCCAAUGCCAUUAAGUUCCUUAUCUGUUCCUGCAACCUCACACACCCUGUCUGUCUGCACCUUGAUCUCUCGUGUGUGUGUGUGUGUGUGUGUAAGCGAAGGAGAGGUUUCACAGUUUACCUUUUCAUCUUUUAGUUAUCAUGGUUUCUCAUUGUUCCUCAUCACCUUCAUUGUGACAUAAGAGAUGGUAACCUCUUCACUAGAUACACUGGUCCUUCAUUGUGACAUCAGAGACCGUAACCUCUUCACUAGACACAAGAGACGGUAACCUCUUCAUGAGACAUACUGGUCCUUCAUUGUGACAUAAGGGACGGUAACCUCUUCAUUGUGACAUAAGAGACAGUGACCUCUUCAUGAGACACACUGGUCCUUCAUUGUGACAUAAGGGACAGUGACCUCUUCACUAGACACACUGGUCCUUCAUUGUGACAUAAGAGACAGUGACCUCUUCACUAGACACACUGGUCCUUCAUUGUGACAUAAGAGACAGUGACCUCUUCACUAGACACACUGGUCCUUCUUUGUGACAUAAGAGACAGUGACCUCUUCACUAGACACACUGGUCCUUCAUUGUGACAUAAGAGACAGUGACCUCUUCACUAGACACACUGGUCCUUCUUUGUGACAUAAGAGACAGUGACCUCUUCACUAGACACACUGGUCCUUCAUUGUGACAUAAGGGACGGUAACCUCUUCAUUGUGACAUAAGAGACAGUGACCUCUUCACUAGACACACUGGUCCUUCAUUGUGACAUCAGAGACCGUAACCUCUUCACUAGACACAAGAGACGGUAACCUCUUCAUGAGACAUACUGGUCCUUCAUUGUGACAUAAGGGACGGUAACCUCUUCAUUGUGACAUAAGAGACAGUGACCUCUUCAUGAGACACACUGGUCCUUCAUUGUGACAUAAGAGACAGUGACCUCUUCACUAGACACAAGAGACGGUAAGCUCUUCAUGAGACAUACUGGUCCUUCAUUGUGACAUAAGGGACGGUAACCUCUUCACUAGACACACUGGUCCUUCAUUGUGACAUAAGAGACAGUGACCUCUUCACUAGACACACUGGUCCUUCAUUGUGACAUAAGAGACAGUGACCUCUUCACUAGACACACUGGUCCUUCAUUGUGACAUAAGAGACAGUGACCUCUUCACUAGACACACUGGUCCUUCAUUGUGACAUAAGGGACGGUAACCUCUUCAUUGUGACAUAAGAGACAGUGACCUCUUCACUAGACACACUGGUCCUUCAUUGUGACAU
Molecule: messenger RNA, 2691 nt
Organism: Oncorhynchus nerka (sockeye salmon)
Lineage: Eukaryota; Metazoa; Chordata; Actinopteri; Salmoniformes; Salmonidae
Product: MHC class II regulatory factor RFX1-like
Exons: 10
Coding region: 1-1278 (425 amino acids)
Biological process (GO): regulation of transcription by RNA polymerase II
Molecular function (GO): RNA polymerase II cis-regulatory region sequence-specific DNA binding; DNA-binding transcription factor activity, RNA polymerase II-specific
Source: RefSeq, a predicted model, not a curated record